Molecule: messenger RNA, 1834 nt
Organism: Phascolarctos cinereus (koala)
Lineage: Eukaryota; Metazoa; Chordata; Mammalia; Diprotodontia; Phascolarctidae
Gene: LYAR
Product: Ly1 antibody reactive
Biological process (GO): rRNA processing; negative regulation of transcription by RNA polymerase II
Cellular component (GO): nucleolus
Molecular function (GO): DNA binding
Source: RefSeq, a predicted model, not a curated record
UUCCCCGAGUUGGGGAUCCCAGACAGUCGGCGUAGACUGGAGGCGGGAGGCGGACUCGCGGACGCGCCGCCCCGGGAGAGCCCACGUGCCGGGCGCGGGCGGUUGAAACGGUUCUCCGGCGCGCGGCGGGGAGCUCCCUGGCCAAUUGAUUGUGGACAGCAACAUAGUUUCUGGUCACUUGCCCUCCCUUCUGGCUGGUAGGACUUCCCUAUCAAGCAUCCCCUCCCCCAUAGGAUCACAAGACUUCAGGUCAAGAAUUUUCAUCUGUUUGGGGUAAAACAAAAAAAGCAUUUACUAAAAUGGUAUUUUUUACAUGCAAUGCAUGUGGAGAAUCAGUGAAGAAAGGACAAGUGGAGAAACAUGUGAACAUUUGCAAAAACUGUCAAUACCUUUCUUGCAUUGACUGUAGCAAAGACUUCUGGGGUGAUGAAUAUAAAACACAUGUAAAGUGCAUCAGUGAAGAUCAGAAAUAUGGUGGCAAAGGUUAUGAGGCCAAAACUAACAAAGGAGAUGCUAAACAGCAAGAAUGGAUUCAGAAGAUUCAUGAAGUAAUGAAGAAACCCAGUAUUAGCCCCAAAUUGCGAGAGAUUUUAGAAAAAGUUAGUGGUUUUGACAACAUUCCAAGAAAAAAGGCCAAAUUUCAGAAUUGGAUGAAGAACAGUUUAAAAAUUUAUAACGACUCUCUUCAGGAACAGGUGUGGGAUAUCUUUUCUGAAGCUACCGGCAAUGGACCAAAUACAAAAGAACAAGAGAAACAGCCUCUCAACCAGGUGGAGAAUCAACAUUCAAAAAACAAAGUUAAGACAAUGCCCACUGAAGUCAGUGAAAAAACAGCCGGACAACCAGAGGAGAAGAAGAACAAACGAGAACAUAAGGAAGAACGACAGAAGAACAGGAAAAAAGAAAAGAAAGAACUGAAGUUAGAAAACCAUCAAGAAAAUUCAAGUGAUCAGAAAUCCAAAAAGCGCAAGAGGGGCCAGGGAGAAGAACUUGAUGCCAUAGGGGAAGAAAUGCCAGAAAUGAGCAAUGCAGAAAAAAAGAAAAGUAAGAAGAAAAAAAACAAGAAGGAAUAUGCAGCAGAAUCAGAAGUGAAUAGAAAUGGGAAUCACGUUGAAAUGAUGACAGAAGAAGAGACGAAAGCACCUGCAGAAAAAAGGAAACAUAAGCAUUCAGAAGAAGAAGCUGAUUCUAAGAAGAAAAAAAUGAAACAUACAGAAGACACUAAUGUGGAGACUGAAGAAAGUGAAGCACCUAUAAAAGGGAAAUUCAACUGGAAAGGAACUAUCAAGGCUGUUCUGAAACAGGCCCCCGACAAUGAAAUAUCAGUUAAAAAGUUAAAGAAAAAGGUUUUAGCACAAUACUAUGCAGUGACUAACGAACACCACAAAUCUGAAGAGGAGCUGCUGGUCAUCUUUAACAAGAAGAUCAGCAAGAACCCCAGCUUCAGACUCUUAAAGGAAAAAGUAAAAUUUGUGAAAUGAACAUUUUCCUACUGAGUUAAGGAAUGCACACUGUUCCUGACUUCUACUUCCACCAUCCAUCACUAUUUGUAAAACAGUGGAGAAUUUGACAGCCACUCAGAUUUUGUGUUGUUGUUUUUUAAAUGUUAAGGAAAAUGUAUAUUUUUGGUAGAGCUUUUAACUGAAAAUAAAGAUAAUUGCUGUCCACUAUUCUAACUUUAUGAUACAGAAUAUUACUGGAGCUGAGAAAGUAUGAAUUUAUUUAUUAGAAUAUAUUGAUAUCUUGGCAGCAGUUAAACACAAUAACAUUGACAUGUCAUUCUUUAUACAGUGAGUUGGGAAUUUUAAUUAAACUUAAUUGAAGUACAUUUUAA